CUAAUGUUGUGCUGGUGUUGAGUUGCUAGGCAACAUGUAAGUCAUCGGAUGACGGCGGCCUUGGGCGGGAAAGCUAGAGUGACGGCUGGAGCCGUGUUGUACGGAGCAGUCCCGGCGGCUCUGCCCUGUGUGAGCCCUCCUGCCAUGGCCGCCCCUCAGGAUGCGGCGGUGACGGUUAGCGGCUCGGUCCAGAAAUUCGUCACCAAGAAGAAGAAGGUGCUGAAUACGGAGGAGGCUGAGCUGUACGAGCUGGCGCAGGCGGCCGGGAUUAUCAUGGACCAGGAGGUCUUUAAAAUCCUUGUGGAUUUACUAAAGAUGAAUGUGGCUCCUUUGGCUGUUUUUCAAAUGCUGAAGUCAAUGUGUGCUGGACACAGACUCACAGAUUCUGUGUCUAGUGAGACAAGUUCUCCAUCGAUACAGGCAACACAUACAGAAACCAGAGAGCUCCCAUUUCUCUCGGUCAAGAGCAGUAAAAUUCCUGCACCACUCUGCUUUUCCUCUUCUGCCCUUCGAGCUCCAAGAAUUAAAGGCGCUAAGAUUGUGAUCUACAGCCCUGUUGAUGCUUGUUCACCACUUUCUCAAGGUCCCCCUGGCUCCUUCCAGCUUUCAUGCUGCCUGUUCUCUCCAUUCGCAGGAAAACACAAACUGAACCCUCCUCCAAGUGCAAGUCAAGGACAAAGUGAACGCAGCAGCAGAGAAGGUUCAAGUCAGAGAGUGCCUCGCCAACCAAGUGCCAGCCGCAUGCAGAAGAGCAGCAGCUCAGGAAAAAGCAGCGGAGGGAGCAGUACAUAGCAGCUCUUGUCGUGGUCUGUGUUACUGCGGGUAUCACAGUGCAGACAUUGACACUGUGUCUACUCAUGCUUUAUCGAAUGCUGCUGCUCCAUCUCUCAGUGACCUCAUCAGAGUGUUAGCCGAUACAAGCUACCUUUCCUCUACAUGGAUCAUUCCCUGAAUGUAAUAGGCCUGGCAUUUCUGCAGAGACUAAUGCUAUAGAUCAUUUUUCUUUCUGAUA
Molecule: messenger RNA, 1012 nt
Organism: Nanorana parkeri
Lineage: Eukaryota; Metazoa; Chordata; Amphibia; Anura; Dicroglossidae
Product: mitotic-spindle organizing protein 2B-like
Exons: 4
Coding region: 49-792 (247 amino acids)
Cellular component (GO): centrosome; spindle
Source: RefSeq, a predicted model, not a curated record